GGGCGAAUACUGCAUUGUCAUCGGGCGUCCAGAACAGAAUACCCCCACCCAGUUACUGGGAAUGGCUCGGGCCAGAUGCGCAAGCAGCGGGAGGCACGUAGAUUGCAUCUGACUACAACAUCGUGCUGUCUGUAGGCUACGCUGCAUCCGAGCGCAACCUUCUUUACCCUUCGCGUUUUACGGUACAUACGGAGCAGCAUUGAACCCCAAGUAUUUACCAGGGAUUUCAAAACAAAAGGGAUGCUGACGCACGAGAAAGAUCGCUUUUAUUAGCAACAGAGGACAGUAUUUCCAGGCGUAAAAGAGCCGUCUGACUGGCAAGUUAAGAAAUCCCCCUCUAAGCAUGGAAAAGGAGGUAGGGGCCGCCCCAGGAACAGGAAGUAGGCCAUCCUCUCGGGGUCCCAGUGCCCCUGGCUCUCCGGCCAUCACCAUUGUGACAAAACUGGAGAAGAAGGUGAUUGGAUACAAGGAUCUGGCUGCCAUUCCCAAAGACAAGGCCAUCCUGGAGGUGGAGCGGCCUGAUUGGAUGAUCUACGAGCCCCACUUCAACUUCUCCUCUCUGGACCGAACCGAGCUGUCCAGGAGCCGAGAGAGGUCCAUGUCCCCUCACUCCAUCUCUCCCCCUCCCUCCCCUGGGAGCUCAGGGAGGGAGCUGAAGGAUUUGCCAGAGGAGUCUGAUUCACCUCCAGCCCGCAAAAUCAGCGCCACAGCGGGCCCAGUGCAUCACUUUCACAGGCCAGACAACGGCACUAAUAUCUACAGGAAGCCACCCAUCUACAAACACGAUGCCUCUGAGUCUGGGGCCAAACACAGAGGUGACCUCAUCAUCAAGUCCUCCAAGUUCCCCGCAGCCCAGCCCCCGGACCCCAACCAGCUGUCCAAAAUCGAGACAGAGUACUGGCCCUGUCCACCCUCCCUGGCCACCAUGGAGAUCGAGCGGAAACAGAGGCAGAGGAAGGGUGAGGAAGGUGCUGAGGGAGAGGAGUACGACGAUGGAGAUCUGACAGAGGAGGCCCGGAGAUCUCAGGAGCAGCAGCUCAACAAGAUCCAGUCCAACCUGGGGAAGCUGAUCAUGAAAGAGGAAAUGGAGAAACCUGUUCCCUUCCGCAGAAAGACUCGCUCACUGCCCGACAGGACACACAUGCACAUGGGUGACACUCUCCCAGCCUGCAGCCGUUCGGGCUUGACCAGGCUGCAGUCAGCGGAGUUUCCAACCACUGGGAGUGAGGGCCAUGACCAGAAUGGGGAGAUGCAGACGGGGCGGAUGGACAGGGGGAACUCCCUCCCCAGUAUCCUGGAGCAGAAGAUCUAUCCAUACGAGGCACUCAUCGUGACCCACAAGGGCCGGAGCAAGCUCCCACCGGGGGUGGACAGAACCAGGCUGGAGAGGCACCUGGAGCCAGAGGUUUUCCAGCAGCUGUUUGGAAUGUCAAUCGUGGAGUUUGACCGGCUGUCACUAUGGAAACGCAACAACCUGAAGAAGAAGGUUUCGCUCUUCUGAGAGACCAGAGCGCCAUUUCCCCAAACCCAGAAAACCAAUGAAAUACACUCCUGGGGAAAAAAACCCAUUCUUUUAAAAACGAGAAACAAAUAACAUCUAUUUGAGCAGGAUGAUGAAUCUCAGAAUCGUAGAGAUUAUGCGAAUAUAAUCCUGAAUAUAUUGUCUUAAAAAAAGUCCUAUCGAUGUCCCACUCUUGAAUCAUAUUUACAGAAGCAGAUUACGGUCUAAAGAUCAGAGCCACUCGUGUCCCGCUUUCUCUCUCUGCAUCAGCAUAAUGUAUAAAAUAUGACAAAGGGCUGUACGUUAUAGAUUGCUUCCACGCCCUGUGUGACCCUGUCCUCUUGCCGAGUCCGUCUGUUCCUAGCCUGAGUGAACCUGUCUUGUGAAAUACACGGUUAUCAGAUGGAGUCUAACUCUGACACUAACACGCUGUUCGAUCCACCGUUAACAUCUUACAACGUAUCGCAAGCCCGUUACGGAAAGAUAGGCCAUGAACACUGUGUACCUCCGGCGGAAAGUAUCUAUGUCGGCAUCUACUCUACGCUUAGUCACAGCUACAUCCACAAAAUUGUGUACUUGUGUUUUGCAAAAAUAAAAUAAAGGAACUGAGAACAGUAUUUUGAACACA
Messenger RNA from Conger conger (European conger), 2129 nucleotides. RefSeq names its product dematin actin binding protein (gene dmtn). Gene Ontology annotation, cellular component: actin cytoskeleton; plasma membrane. Gene Ontology annotation, molecular function: actin filament binding. The transcript is spliced from 15 exons. The coding region runs from base 344 to 1501 and encodes 385 amino acids. Gene Ontology annotation, biological process: lamellipodium assembly; actin filament bundle assembly; cytoskeleton organization. The record is from RefSeq and is a predicted model, not a curated record. Lineage: Eukaryota; Metazoa; Chordata; Actinopteri; Anguilliformes; Congridae.